Molecule: messenger RNA, 1320 nt
Organism: Ceraceosorus bombacis
Lineage: Eukaryota; Fungi; Basidiomycota; Exobasidiomycetes; Ceraceosorales; Ceraceosoraceae
Source: the annotation of a GenBank genome assembly
AUGGCUGCAGCCAGUAGCUCCAGCCCCGGGUCCAUCCGGUCAACUUUUCCUCCAUCCCUAAGGGCAUGGUCGGCGACAGCUCGCCAAAUCAUCCUGCAUCAUGGUCAGGAGGAGGAAGCUCUCUGCUCGCUGCAACUUCCCAGCUAUGCGCACGAUCUGUACGCUCGGAUGAGCCUUCUCAGCUUGCUUGACGGUCUGACAGACAUGCUACAUAAUGACAGGACACGUGCAGGCGAUGCCCACCUGCCCGCAGCUCUCAUGGUCACGAUUGCCUGGCUCCUACAUCGGCCAUACAGCGCAGCUCCCAUACAGCUGCAUCCUUUCGCGACCUUGAUCGCCGCUAGAGCCCGCUCUGUAAGCGGACGACAUCCGGCUGUCAAUGUCGUCAUCAACAGGAUCCUCGGAGCUGAUCCCGCUACACUCUCUCGGCUCGGCCAAUCUUCUGCUCUCGCUUUGAUUGAGCAAGCCGAGCGAAGAUCGUCUCAAAGGCUAGAUGUUACUGGUAAGCAAGAAGAGGCAAUGGCCCUGAUCUUUGCUGCUCGCACAAGGGCAUUGAAUCUUAGUGAGACGCGGGUGAGCAGCUCUGCUCGCAUGCAUCUUCCACAUUCCGACCCAUCGCUCACGCCUCGCUCGCUCGUACUGCAGAGCUUGACUCUCAUGAUCACAGCCGUACAGGACAUGUCCGAUCUGAUUCAACCAGAGGAAAUGUGCUCCAUUGCGUCGCACAACCAACCAUCGCUGGUCGUCCGGCUCAUCACCUCCCUUCGAUCAGCCGCAAGAGCGACUCCUCAUCUUGUUGGGCUGGCGAAAUUAGAGCCGAGCUUGCGUUCCCUGGACCUGUUCAUGCGCUUGCUCACGUCCGAAGAAGAGAUGUCGGUUAGUCAAAACGACCAAAAGGUCACGAUGACACUGAAGCGGCUGAGCAAAACCAUCGCGCUCGGCGGCUGGCUGGCGAGCGUCAUAGCGCACGUGGAGCAAGCCGAAGAAAAACACGAGAUGGACCAAGAGCGCGUAGGAGAAAUCGUCAGCAGAGUGAGUCUAGCGCUGCAUCGGCUUUCAAGCGCACCAUCGUACCUUGCAUCAGCACACUCGCUGACGACUAGACUUGUGCGCCAACACCAAAAGCUCUGCAGGUUCAUCAGGGCUUUGAUGAGCCACGAUAUCCUCCCGAACGGUGAUGGUGCCUAUGGACAAAACACCGAAGAGGACAGCGAAGUGGACCUGGCAUGCAUCGUGGAGUGUCGACAUUUUGCGCUGAGGUACGGACGCUUCAGAGAUGCCGGAGAGGUUUAUGCGUCUUUACUUUGGGUCGAGCUCUGA